AUGGGCUGGUUGGAUCUCCGCCCCCUGGACGACGUUCACAGCUUCUCGACUUUCUUCAAUAUUCCCCCUCCCGAAGCCGCGGCAAUGAGUCCCAAUGCUCGCUUAGUAAUGCAGCAUGGGUAUAAUGCCUUGGAAGAUGCCGGGAUGGCUCCCAGGAGUGUUUCAGGGCGACGCUGGGGAAUAUUCACAAGCCUCAAUGAUUCCGGCUGGCGUGAGUACCGUUUCUCCAAACUCAGUCUCCAAGGUGAGGGACCCUCUGCAUCGGAUGAUAGUGCGGGAGGGCGUUUAGCUUAUUUCCUUGAUUUGAGGGGACCCUGUAUGGACAUCAAGACAGCAUGUUCCAGCAGCGCAGUUGCUAUCCACCAGGCUUGUCGAUCUAUCGAAGCUGGGGACUGCGAAGCGGCACUCGUAAUAGCCGCGACCACUCAUCUUAUGCCGAGCGCUGCCAUCUUCCGCUCUCGAGCGGGUAUUGGCUCUCGCUCUGGCAAAUGUUCAACCUUCUCGGAGGAUGCUGAUGGUUUUCUUCCGAGUGAGGCAUGUACAGCGAUCUUCAUACAGCGGCGUAGGGAUAUCAGUGUCACUCCUUACGCACGCAUCCGGGGCACUGCGGUCGGUCAAGAUGGCCGAUCUCUAGGCUUUACUGCCCCGAACGCCGCUGCGCAAGCAGAUGUUUUGCAAAAAGCCCUGACUACAUCUGGCUGCGUGCCCGACGAUAUUUACUACUAUGAGGGUAAGCAUAGCCUAGAGUAG
Messenger RNA from Gloeophyllum trabeum ATCC 11539, 750 nucleotides. RefSeq lists its product as uncharacterized. Gene Ontology annotation, molecular function: fatty acid synthase activity; 3-oxoacyl-[acyl-carrier-protein] synthase activity. The coding region runs from base 1 to 750 and encodes 249 amino acids. Gene Ontology annotation, biological process: fatty acid biosynthetic process. The record is from RefSeq and is a predicted model, not a curated record. The transcript has 3 exons. NCBI's taxonomy places the organism in Eukaryota, Fungi, Basidiomycota, Agaricomycetes, Gloeophyllales, Gloeophyllaceae.